AUGGAAGGGAACGACAUGUUUUCCUUGAAAUUCUUGUAUUCAAACCCAUUGGGAAAAUUAAUACUAAACGAGAAAAUAUCGAAAAACAGUUUAGUAAUCAGAGCCGAGAACGAGCCAAACCUGGACUCCGAUCCCCAGCGCUCUCAAUACGUUCGCUCGAUUCCCAAAGCCUUACUCUAUAGGGAUCUCUUACUUCAGGGUUAUCUCGUUUAUCCCAAAUUUCUGAAGAAGAUCGACAAUUUCGAGGUGAGAGCCGAUGACUUAUGGUUAGCCACAUAUCCCAAGUCAGGCACCACUUGGACGGAGGAAAUCCUUUCUCUCAUUUACAAUAACGGAGAUAUCGAUAAAGUGAAAGACGUGCUACUCGUCCAAAGAGUUGUACACUUCGAAGUGGGGCGACCUGUAGGUCACUCCCGUUGGCUCAAGAAGUUAAAAUCACCCCGACUUAUGGCAACACAUCUGCCGGCCUCUCACAUCCCAUCUCAGCUCCAACAAAGCAAAUGCAAGAUAAUAUAUGUGGUUCGUAAUCCUAAAGACAAUGCCGUUUCAUACUACCAUCACCACCGGAUCAGUACUUUCUUAGGCAAUUAUAAGGGGUCGUGGGAUAACUUUGUAGAGCUCUUCCUGAAGGGUCAUUUAGUGCACGGGGACUGGUAUGAACACAUCAAAGGCUAUUGGGAUUUAUAUCAACUCUACCCAAAUAGAGAUUUACCAAAAAUGAUAGAAGUAAUGGCAGAUUUUGUUGGUCGCAAACUAUCAAAGGAUACGAUCACUAGAAUCGCGAGACACUGUUCUUUCGAUGAGAUGAAGACUAAUAAUAUGGUUAACCGCGAGAACCUUCCCAUUAAAGAUCUAUUCGAUAUGAGCCAAUCAAAGUUCAUGAGGAAAGGCAUCAUCGGCGACUGGAGGAACCAUUUCAGUGCACAUCAAAGCCAACAGUUUGAUGACAAAUACAACGACAAACUCCAAGAGAUCGGACUCACCCUCUCGUUUGACACCGAAGAUGCCUUCAACCGAAUGCAACGAUUUGGAAGAAUUAUUUGCCACAAACCUGAUCCAAAUGAUGACAUCAAUUCAGAUUUAUAG
This is a messenger RNA of Oppiella nova, 1086 nucleotides long. The record is from the annotation of a GenBank genome assembly. NCBI's taxonomy places the organism in Eukaryota, Metazoa, Arthropoda, Arachnida, Sarcoptiformes, Oppiidae.